UACACGGGGGAUGUGAUAUAGUUGGAGGGUGUAACCUUAAAAUUUUAGCAGCAUUAUUUUGAAUGGUCAAUGGUGUCACCUGGGUUUUUUCUUAUAUGUAUGCUCCAUUCUUUGAUGGCCUUAGCCUGUGGAGCUCUAAUGAUGUUUUAUAGCAAUGAGGUGUUUGUUUUUAGUCAUGGUAAAGAACAUGCCAGCAAGCUUAUGGGUUCAACACCCCAUGAUCAGCUGUUAAUCCGAACAUCAGACUCGUUUUCGGGUUUGCUUUUGUUUGCCAUUGGGUUUCUCUUGUUCAUGGUGGCAUUUGUGAAGGACAGAGAAUUUCAUAGCUUCUUUGCCAAGGGCUGUGUCCUUCUCCAUGUAGCAAUGGCUAUUUGGAGAAUCUACUUUGAAAGGAAGGUCGAAGAUCUAGGCCGCGAUUGGCUUAGGCUUGUAGUUGGGGAUAUUGCAUUGGGAAUUUCUUGGGUUUUCUUUCUUGUGUAUUCAUGGAGAGAAAAGUAUGAUUGAUGAUCGAUCUCAGUUAUAGAAAUAUGGAUCUUCGAUUUUUGCUUGGCGUUAAGGUGUCAAAAUAUGUCAUAAAUAUUCGAAUUCUGACUGAUUCAAAUUGGUCGAAUGGAUUAGAUUCUCUAUUCAAAAGAGGAGUAAAGUUGGAAAUGGAGAAUUGAUUGAAAUCAAGCCAAGCAUAUGGUUAGCUCGGGAAGCAUUACGCUCUGGUUUUGAUUCAGCAAAAAAGGUUAACAUUUCUCAGAUAGAUCUUGUAUACUCUUGAAACUUUGAUUCGAUCAUGAAAAAGCAUCCUUAUUUCCCUUUUUUGUCUUUCGUGUAUAAUUAUUUCCUUGUUAUCUUGUUAGAGAGAAUCUUUGCUGUAAAAACUUCUCAAAAGAGCAAUGAAAUGUGAGAUAUUCACUCUUGAUCUCGA
Olea europaea var. sylvestris is the source of this 916-nucleotide messenger RNA. RefSeq lists its product as uncharacterized. The record is from RefSeq and is a predicted model, not a curated record. NCBI's taxonomy places the organism in Eukaryota, Viridiplantae, Streptophyta, Magnoliopsida, Lamiales, Oleaceae. The transcript has 2 exons. The coding region runs from base 70 to 504 and encodes 144 amino acids.